CAUCGCAUUGUCCGCUGCGAUGUGUCCGCCUUGCAGCGGAGACGCAUUACGUUUACUAUAUAUAUAUAUAAUAUAUAUAUAUUGUAUACACAUAUAUGAACUGAACUGUAGAGAGGAAAAAAGAAUAGGAGAUUCACGUGAGAACAAAAGAUUCCCCGCAAAAAAACAUGCACAUUAGAGAACGCUAACCUUUUAACAUCUUCUUCUCUCAACUCGACUCAACGCUUGUACUGCAGAUUUGUGACAUGUAGAAUUUUUCACUUAGGCCAGUCGAUUCUAAGGAGACGAGUGCUUCUGCUACUUCCAACGGCGGUCGGCGAAUUAGCCUUAUGGUUGCAGCAUCCUCACGGUUAUUCUAUGGAGGAUUUACAUUAUUGAUACCUGCCUAUAUCUGGAUUUGUUAGAUAUUCUUCGCUGUACCUUUAGUCUUCCAGCUUCUGCAUUUUUAUUAUAAGAAAUGUCGUCUCGAGAUUAUGACAGAAGAAGAGGUGGCAGCGGCAGCGGUAGCAGCUCCAGCAGACUGCGGAUGGACACGAGUGUAUCACAACCCAGACCACACGGCGAGAGUUCUAGCAAGCGAAAAGAGAUAGACAAUGUGAUGCGGAAAGCGCGCGAGUCGCAGUCAAGCUACUGGAACAAGAAGCUGCUGGAGGCGGAAGAACGGGAUCCUAACAGAUGGCGUCACAGCGGAUACAAGGAGCUGUAUGUCGGCGACGGUGGCAGCGGUGAACCCAGCAGAGGAGGCCAUCCCAGGAGCCCGAGAAGCCCUCGACCUCGCAGUCCUCACAGUCCGCGACCGCGUAGUCCUCGAGCGAGGAGUCCGCGAUCGCCGCGCGAGCGUAACACCUCCCGCGAGCACAGCAAUAGGGGCAGACAACCGGCCGCUCGUAGCCCCAGCACGGGCAGCACGUGCUCCGAUAGAUCGUGUUCCGUUUGCUCGCCGAAAGAACGGCGACGCGUCGCGCCGCCGUCCCGCUCGCGUUCGCGAUCGAUCACGCCGGUACGGACCAGGACGCACCCUAAGGAAGUGGUCGCUUCCAGUUCGCGAGCCUCCCCGCGUGGCAGACCGCGAUCGCCGCCGCUUCCGCGUCCGCGAACGCCGCCUCCGGCGCCGCAACCGCCGCCGCGUCAUCAGAAAGAUUACAAGACUCUCAAAGAGAAAGAGGCCAAGAUUCGCCGCAAAGAGAAACACCACAGCAGAUUGCCGGAGGACCCGCGAGUACCAGAUCCCAUCCCAUUGAUGCGUAAGGCAGUUAAAGUGGAAAAAACACAUACGAGUCAUGGAGCACCACAAAUGAUGCGACCUCCACCGGAAUCCUCGCCUAGUGACGAUAGUGACAGUUCCUCCACUACAUCCCAUGUUGGGCCGCCGAGAAUGACAUUAUCUGAACGAUUUGGUAAAAUGGCACAGUGGAGCGUGGAUCGUAGGGAUAUGGAAAAUAUGCGUAUCACAAAAGAUGGCGAGAACGCGAUGAAGGUCGUUAUAGAAGGCGAAGAAAGAAUCGCACGUCUAGGAUACGAUUCGCCACCACCUGGACAUUAUCCCGAGUCGCUUCUAGCGCAAGGACCGAGAGGUUUCGAAGGCUGGGACGACGUCCGCGUCCGUUACGACUACUACAAAGCAAGAGGUUAUUUACGCGACCUCACCCUUGAUGAUUAUAUCAAGUGGGAAGAAUGGUGGUACAAGUAUCAGGAAUGGCUGGAGGCCGAACGCUUUUACGAGCAAUGGGCUUCGUCAUCGAAUCGUCCUGCUGGUGGUAGUCGCAAGAGACGCGGACGACGCAACAAUGCCGCUCAUUAAAAUAUAUAUGACAAGAAAUCUGUUGCGGAUUAUGCUGCGAAAUAUAUUAUAAUAACUGUAUACUUAGAAUAUACAGGAAACAUAUGUAUAAGUGCUCUAUAUAUAUAUAUCGAAAAUAAAAAAUAUACAUGUGAAAAAAGAAA
Messenger RNA from Nylanderia fulva, 1944 nucleotides. RefSeq lists its product as uncharacterized. The record is from RefSeq and is a predicted model, not a curated record. Lineage: Eukaryota; Metazoa; Arthropoda; Insecta; Hymenoptera; Formicidae.